AUGGCCGUGUACGUCAUUACUGGAGCAUCCAAGGGAAUUGGGUUCGAGUUUCUCAGGCAGUUCUCGGAAGAUUCAAACAACCUUGUCCUUGGUCUGGUCCGCGAUAAGGCUGGAACGGAAAAGAAGGUAGCGACGGAGCUCGGCAGCCGUCCCAAUGUCCACAUCCUCCACGCAGACCUCACAAAGUAUGCCAGCCUGAAGCAGGCGGCUGCCGACACGGCUCAGAUCGUCGGCGAGCGUGGCGUCGACUACCUGAUUGCCAACGGAGGCGUGGUGCCCCUGUUCGACGUCUACGGCCCCAUCGGUGACUUGAGCGACAGGCCCGAGGAGCUGGAGGCUGUUGGAUUAGAGCUGUGGCAGACCAAUGUCGUUGGCAACAUCCACCUCAUUCACCUCUUCUUGCCCUUUGUUUUGAAGGGCAAAGUCAAGAAGGUCAUCUUCAUCUCCUCUGGGCAUGCCGACCUCGACUUUACAAACGCUUUGGACGUUGAUACGAGCCCGCUAUAUACUGCCUCCAAGUCAGCCAUGAAUGCUGUCAUGUCCAAGUUCAGCACGCAGUACAAGAAAGACGGUGUACUUUUCUUGAGUGUCAGCCCGGGCUUGGUGGAGGUGGGCCGCUAUUCAGAUGCUACCCCAGAGCAGCUCAAGGGCUUCGCAUCAUUCACGGAUAAGCUUCCAGCCUAUGCACCCGACUUCAAGGGUCCACUCACUCCAGAGGAAUCCGUCCGACUUGUGACGGACACAUUCGAGAAGGCCAGCAUCGAAGGUGGGUUUGGUGGUGCGUUUGGACCGAAGGCCCUGUAG
Molecule: messenger RNA, 804 nt
Organism: Verticillium dahliae VdLs.17
Lineage: Eukaryota; Fungi; Ascomycota; Sordariomycetes; Glomerellales; Plectosphaerellaceae
Exons: 5
Coding region: 1-804 (267 amino acids)
Molecular function (GO): oxidoreductase activity, acting on the CH-OH group of donors, NAD or NADP as acceptor
Source: RefSeq, a predicted model, not a curated record